Messenger RNA from Bombus impatiens (common eastern bumble bee), 5326 nucleotides. RefSeq names its product heart- and neural crest derivatives-expressed protein 1 (gene Twi). Gene Ontology annotation, molecular function: protein dimerization activity; DNA-binding transcription factor activity, RNA polymerase II-specific; RNA polymerase II transcription regulatory region sequence-specific DNA binding. NCBI's taxonomy places the organism in Eukaryota, Metazoa, Arthropoda, Insecta, Hymenoptera, Apidae. Bases 2095 to 3021 code for a protein of 308 amino acids. The record is from RefSeq and is a predicted model, not a curated record. Gene Ontology annotation, biological process: regulation of transcription by RNA polymerase II; developmental process. The transcript is spliced from 2 exons.
UAUAUGUAAAAAGAAACUGUAAACAGAUGAAUAACAUAUUAGAGAAAAUAAAUUGAGAAAACAAAACUUUCGAAAUUAGAAGAACAUUACAUGAACUGAUUGUUACAGAGACUUAGAUUGAUAUUUAAAUUAAAAAUAACAAAAAGACUAUAUACUUUAGUUAUAUGUAAAACAUUAACCGAAACAACGUACAACGAGAAAUAUACGAAUCAUAGAAGAAAUUUAGCGCAGUAAAAGUUUGGAAUUAGCGUAAGCAGAUUUUCCUGAUUAAUUUAGAGAUUCAUUUGGCUUAGUCGCCACCCCCACAACUAAAUUUUACACAGGCGUGGCUGGACGGGGAAUGGUAAAUCACGGCACCGGGUAGGAAAACCGUGGAACCCGUGGAAGCUCGAAACGCGGAAUUUAUAGACACCUUCAAAAGAGCUUUCGUCCGUCACAACAAACACGUCUCGGCAAUCCAGCCUGGUCAUCCAUCACCCAACCUCGCCACGCUGGAGUUGUGCUCUUCCACGCGUGAUUUUCAAUCGUUCCACGCCUGAUGCAUUAAUUUCAAUCCGCGAAAACACACCAAUCUCAGCCUACCCUCGAUUAAAACGUCUGCGAACCUGGGCGCCGAUACUUGAUGCCUCGAGUUACACCAUUGUUGCUUGAGAAGAUUUAUGGUGCUUGGUUUAUCCAUGUAUGCAAGUGGUAGAGCAUGGAGGAGUAUAUGUUCAGGCAGCUUCCAGGAUAUAACCAAUAUAAAAAGAUGUAUGAAACGGAUUAGUAGAGGUACAUUGAUAUUUUAGGGGUGGUUUAUAAUUAGACUGAUCAGGAUAAUUAAACCUAAUAAGGAUUACGUAGAGAAAUAAUAAAAGAAGCAAAUUGGGAGAAUAUAAUUGUAAAAGAUACUGAACUAUGGACGCUAAAAUUGAAAAUAGAUGAGAUGAAUUAGUAGAGAUGAGUCGAUAUUGUAUGAUAGUUCAUUAUCAUCUAGUUAUGAUUAAAUGGGCAUCAAUAAAUGAUUUAUGUAUGGCGUUAAAAAAAAAAGGGAUCUGAAGAAAGAUUCAUACUCGAAGAAAGGAACGCUAUCACAAUGAUGAGUAAACGAAAGGAAGCCGAGGAAUCGCGCGUUUUCGCGCCAAGUGAAUGCAAAGUUUCGCACAUCGGAGCGUGUUCCUGGCUAUCCCCCGCUUUAUUCUCACUGGCUCCUCACGAUAUAAAUAUUCAACAUGGGUCGUCCCUCGAGCCUUCUAUCCUUCUCCAUCAUAUCUCCCUUUCCACUUCUUCUCCCUACUCACAGCCUACCAUCUCUGUCGCACACAUCAUCCAGCCAACUUGUACUCCGUCUUUCUAGCCUCUCCACUCUUGCAGAUCAAGAUCACCGAGGCAACACAGAGAGAUCAUCAAUCAUUCCGCAUAAAACUUUAUAAAAUCUCCAUCAACAAGAUCUGAAAACCAAAUACUCAGAUGAAACAAACCUUUAAGUAGCAUAUCUCACAAAUACAAAACUAUACUCUCAUGCACUCGAAUCUCUUCUUUAUACAAGAAGCGAAGAGACUUCAUUACAAAAAAAAAGAGAUAAAUCAGGGGAACUAAAUGGGAAAAAAAUAUAAAUCGUCUGAAAGUGUCCAAAUUCCACUUUCACCCAUCUCAUCUCUCCCCUCCCGGGUCUGUCUACCUCUUUGAUAAUGGCUACAACUUUGUAGAUGCCCGAUCGCGUUCUCCAACCUCCCAAACGCCCUUUCAGUGCAUCUUUUUCUUUCCAACAGAGGAAUCUCGUGGGUGGGGACUGAUGGACGCGACGGAUAAAAGAAACCGUCCCAGAACGAGGGAGGGAUUAGGUUAGGAAGACAGAGGGGCCAGGUAGGGGAGCAGUACGCGGUGAAGGGUAGGGGUACGGUUCUAUAGCCGGAGGCGGGGUUCCUGGUUGACAUGAAGAGGCAGUCCGAGGGCCGGUUCCUUCAGACGACUCUGAACUUUGGAGCAGAGACGUAUGUUUAUUGGUAACCUUAGCCACCAGUCGUUCUACCCCGUGUACCGUUAUAUAGUAUCCUUUACAGUGUAUCCAACAGUGGUGAUUAGUUGAAAAUAGCUGCAAAGUGGAUUUCAAAUAUGCAGCCAGUGAGUCUUCAGGCGCAGAGGAUCCAAGGACUUUAUCUUCUAGAUAACAACGACAGCUCUGGCAUUCCACAUAGCGCUGACAGCUCUGCUAGCAAUUCUCCUCAUCAUUACGAGAGAUUUUCACCUUCAAAACAUUUGAUGGAUCUCAGUAGCCCUCCGGAACACAGAGAUGACGAGGAGCUUGGAUAUCAAGCCCAUCAUCAUCUUCAUCAUCACCACCACCAAGUGGUCUAUCAAGAACCUACUUAUUUGAUGUAUGAAAACUCUGGCGAGAAAAGGUACCAGGAGCAUCCCAAUGGCAAGAUCCUGAGAGAGCUUCAGACCGAUUAUGACAGGCGUCCCCAUGAUAAUUCCCCAGGAUUCUUAUCAGACCAUAGCAGAGAUCAUGAACAAAGUCUUUAUUUGACACCAUCACCACAGAUGUACUCCUCCGGAGGUGAAGAGAUGGCACCUAGACAAGCACAACAGGGCUACCAUCACAUGGAGGCGAUUGAAUAUAAGCCUGAUAUAGAGCAGAGGUGCAAGCAAGUAGAGAAGAAAACUUAUGGAAGAAAAAGAAAAUCUUGCAGUAGUGAAAACAGUGUAGUCUCAACGAAGAAUAUUAGAAGAAAGAGUGGAACUUCUGAAGAAAUACACAUUCAGAGAGUGAUGGCAAAUGUGAGGGAGAGACAGAGGACUCAGAGUUUGAACGAGGCGUUUGCUGCGCUCAGAAAAAUCAUACCCACGUUGCCCAGUGACAAGUUAAGCAAGAUUCAAACGCUAAAACUGGCCACUAGGUAUAUCGACUUCCUGUUCCAGGUGUUGCACUGCAACACGGAAAACACCGAUGGCGGCGAGGAUGGUGGUGAGUCUUCUGGUGGAGUUUUAGUUCGCAUUCCUUCAAUUUAUGCGAAAGAAAUCCAAGAAGCGCUGUCCUAGCUGCCAGAGAAAUAACUUCGUCGUCGUGCAGUUACAUGGCCCACGAGAAACUCUCGUACGCUUUUAGCGUUUGGAGAAUGGAAGACGACUGGAAUUCUAAUGUCUAGAGAAGUCUGUGUCACGCUCAACAAGGUAAAAGUUACUUAAAACCCUUAAUCAACGCUUGGACACUGUGUAAAUACUUCCAUAAACCUCAGGACACAGAGCUUCGAGAAGGCUCGACGAUUAUUUAAUCCCCAUGCCGUACAAUUCCCACGAAGUUCAAAUAGCGUGUGGUAAACAACAACAACGUUCGAAAUUGUGUAAAUCGUACAGUCGCCUCUGAUAUGUAAAUGCAUGUGUAAGAUACAACUAAUUUUCAUUUGCAAGAUGUUUGAUAAGUAGUUACUACCGAUUGAGCAUUGAACAAGAAAGAUUUAUUAUCUUGAAAUAAAUAAUAAAUCAAUAACAUCGAUAUACUAAGUCUCUCAUACGUGUUAUUUAUGUUUGGCCUGAUCGACGUAACACGUCUCUCGCACGUGUUGUUUAUGUUUAGCCCAAUCAACAUACCACGUCUCUCGCACGAUAUUGUAGGUUAAGCAAUAUAACAUAUUAUCACAAAAAGGUGGAAAUCACGCAAGUUCAUUAUAAAGUGAAGCGUGGAUUUAUUUUCGCUGGCACGAAAAUAACGAGAUUACGACUGAUCGGAAGAAGAUAAUAUAAAUUGACGGUUUGAAAUUGUUUGUACACUGUGAAUACUUGUAUCUAUAGGAAAUUUGAAUAUGCAAAAAUCUACAGGAUGCAUAUACCGUGCGAGAAUAUAUAGAAUAUCCAUAGCAAAAGAAGCAUUUGUCAUAUUUAGUUUCUACAUCUUUGGUUGUAUCUAUACAAAUUUGAAUUAUCGUGACCAUCCAAUCUAGUCUACCGAUUAGCAUCCUUCAGAUCAAAAAUUGAAUUUUCCACUUCUCAUGUUACUAUUAAAUGAUAUAUACUAUAUUCUGAAGCAAUCUAUAUGGAAAAACCAAAGAUUUGAUGGUGAAGAGAUGCUGUCACACUUGCUGACCGUUGUACAUAAAUAAUUAACAGCAAUUAUUCGUAGUGGAGGGCCAGUGACGUGCUUUAUUGACCGCUCUUUGAAAUAUAAUCGCGACAGUCGACUUUACGCCGCUAUAGAUCAACGGUUAGGUCUAUACGAUAUAACGUAAGCCAAUAAUUUACGCCUCCCCGUCGCUCUAUUAACAGUGGAGUGGCUUUGGCCGGCUAGCCAAUUCCUCCGCAAUUUCUGUACCGUGUGAAAGCGUAUGGAGCAUCUUAUUAACUGAUCUCUUCUCGCUUCCGUCAAUGUGAUCAGGUAUCGUCCAAAAUCAUCAUGUUGGUUACGUCGGUGAUAUUGGAAUUUGGUUAAGAAGAUUUAUUAAUUUUAACGAAUCUAAAUGACGAAAAUGAUGAAACAUAGUUCACAAUGAUCUUAUAGUUACUCUCGUUUAGUUAAUUGGUGUUUUUGAUAUCUGCAAUUUCAUAGUAAAGUAAGCAUUUAUAAAUUUUGAUGAAUCCAAUUAUUGGAAAUAUUUAAUUAAUUUGCAAGUUUGAAUAUUUAAGGAUUUGAUAAUUUCCAUAAUUGUUUAUUUUUCUAUGUAUUACUGUGAUAAAUGAAUUUAUCAAAAAAGAUAUAGUUGAAGUGGAUACUUUUUUAAGAUGUUUGCCUGCAAACAUUAGGAAGAGGGCUCCUACGUACAAUGAAGUCAUUCAAUGGCCGAUUAUUGCCCAGAUUCCCGAAAUGAUUUUCUCUUGCUACUUUCAUUACCUCUCGAAACGCUGGCCAGUCCAUUAGGGUGAAUUUAUGGUUCUGGAGGCUUCUGCUUCUAAAUGAAAAGUCAGCAAGGUCGCGUGUUCUGCAAUUGCCAACUAGAGAAACAGAACAUUGUGAAUAUAACAUUUCUAUUCUAAACAAAUAUUGCCGAUUUUUUUUUAAAUUUCUACUACAACUUUUAGUAAUUUGUACAAAUUCAUACCAAUGUAAAUUUCUACAAUACAAUAGUCCCAUCAACGAUAAGGAGAAAACUUGUUGCAUUUAUAAUGCAUUUUCCUAACAUUUUAAUUUUAACACACACAGUUUCUACCAAUUCGUAUAAUUUUUCAAUUGCAAAUUUCAUUAAAAUUAUACGUACAUCAGAAUAAUUUCAAAAUGAUACAGCAAGCACCAGCAAGAAUUCCCUGAACUCGUCCGAUUUUCCUUUCCCAGAUUCACGAUAGACAGUAGCGUCAUUGCUACAAUUUUACGAGUUUUUUUUACGAGCCUCGAUGAUCGUGGCAGGCUAACGUCUCG